AUGUAUCACAAUCGGCAAGAGGUUCAGAGACAUGCAAAAGCUUUUCCACUAAAAAAACCGGUGCAAUGUUAUUCCCAUAGUGUGUUAACGUUUGGAGAUGUUAUAUCGUAUUAUGGGCUAUGUCAGUCUGAAUGUGUCACGGAAUGCAGCUCAUUUGUAUCGUAUUGCGUCGGAACAUCACCACUUAUUGUCUGUCAGCUGAAUAUCUUCGUAUUCCUUGUCUGCAUUUUCUUGGCAGUUUUUACAGGCGUGGUGAUCCCCAUACUCUGUCUUUUGUGUUACGUAACAAACUGGUGUGCGGAAGUGAAGCGAAUUUGGCGAGCAGGCCGAUCCACCGAUGAGGAGCUGGUGAAGCUGAAUCCGAGGAGUGUCCAAGUAUCUAUCUCCGAAUCGGGUACUCCAAUUGUGUCCGUUCAGCCUGUCACGCCUCAUCGAAAGCCGGUCCUGUUCAAAGGUGCCACAUCAGUUGCCUGA
Molecule: messenger RNA, 474 nt
Organism: Necator americanus (New World hookworm)
Lineage: Eukaryota; Metazoa; Nematoda; Chromadorea; Rhabditida; Ancylostomatidae
Exons: 6
Coding region: 1-474 (157 amino acids)
Source: RefSeq, a predicted model, not a curated record